AUGAUCAUCACAACACCGACUAAAGAGGGCAACAACGUCUGCCUUUCCCAGCAGGAGAUCAACACCUUCAGCUUGAGACCUGCAGCUGCUGACCGAAGGCACAGCACGGACCGGACCACCAUGUCUGGUUCAGGAUCAGGACUGGGACAUGGUCCUGUGGGCUCAGACCAUUACCAUCAAUACCAUCAACAAUUCAGCGAUGGAGCAGUAACCACCACGGACUGCCUAAGACUGCACUUGUCCACCUUCAGCUGUCUGCAGGAUGGGUGUCACCCUGAAAAUUGUUCACACAGCUCAAAUGAUGUAGCAGCAAAGUCUUGGGAUCAGUGCAACGGCAACAUUCAGGUUUCUAGACAAAUGAGUUGUUACACAGAACCACCAGCUGUCAGACCAGUAGAUCCCCCCAGUUUCCUGUCUCAGAGCUAUCCAAACUACAGCUCACUGAGCCCUUUACAACAGGUCUCAUCCAGAAUUCACCCAAACAAUGAUCAGUCCAACAGCUCAAAGUAUUCUCUCCAAAGUUUUCCAAGUCAGUCCCACCAGGAGAGCCCCUCACAGUCUCUCUUCCCCAAGCCCAUUUAUUCAUACAGCAUCUUGAUCUUCAUGGCUCUGAGGAACAGUAAAACAGGAAGCCUGCCAGUCAGUGAGAUCUACAGCUUCAUGACUGAACACUUUCCCUAUUUUAAGACAGCUCCAGAUGGAUGGAAGAACUCUGUGCGUCACAACCUCUCCUUGAACAAGUGCUUUGUGAAGGUGGAGAACAAAAAUGGGAACUCAUCCCGUAAAGGUUGCUUGUGGGCUCUCAAUCCAGCCAAGGUGGAGAAAAUGCAAGAGGAGCUGCACAAGUGGCGUCGCAAAGACCCUGUGACAGUUCGAAGGAGCAUGGCCAAGCCAGAAGACCUUGACCAGCUGUUUGGAGGGAGACCUGAAAAAUUCAGGUCUUUGCCACCUUAUACCAACUCAACUUUGUUGUCCAGAGGGGCUCCUGCCUACGACAUCACCUCCUUGGCCUGCAGCCCAGCCCAGCUUCAUCCACCCUGUGUACCUGUUCUGCGUUCACAUUAUGCAAAUAUUCAACCCCAGCAGCCCUGCUACCUUCCCCCUGGUGCGGCUCAUCUCGGCAACUCGUUUGCCCUGUACUCACCCCAUGGACAGUCAACAGUUACUGGAAGCCUGAACUCACCCGUGGCUCAAAAGGUGCCACCUGUUUACAGUGUGGCACAGGCAGAUUACAGCGCUGGCCACAGAAGCAUGCAGGACUUUCUGCUGGAGGGAGACGCCAGUUAUGACAUCGAUGCUCUUGACCCAAGUCUGACUGAUCUUCAGCUGCAAGGUAACCUGUGGGAGGAGCUAGGAGAAGAAGGCCUGAUAUCUGACACCCAAGUUACCACCACAACCCCGUCCACGACCUCCGCCCUGCAGAGAAGCUGCUUACAGAUCACACCUUCUCCUGCUAGCGAGACAGCUGCCUGUCAGCGUAAGGCUGGGUUUGAAGAAGGAAACACAGCGCACUCUGAUGAGCCCGGCUUUUUGCAUGGACUCCAUCCUGGGAUUUAUUCAGGGGUGGAGAACCUGGCGGGGUACCUGACCUCUUCCUGUAGCACACCAAUCUCCCUAAUGUAA
This is a messenger RNA of Cheilinus undulatus (humphead wrasse), 1623 nucleotides long. It is a transcript of the gene foxn1, whose product is annotated as forkhead box N1. The record is from RefSeq and is a predicted model, not a curated record. Gene Ontology annotation, biological process: regulation of transcription by RNA polymerase II. The transcript is spliced from 7 exons. Lineage: Eukaryota; Metazoa; Chordata; Actinopteri; Labriformes; Labridae. Gene Ontology annotation, molecular function: DNA-binding transcription factor activity, RNA polymerase II-specific; transcription cis-regulatory region binding. Bases 1 to 1623 code for a protein of 540 amino acids.